UUGGUGCACUUCGCUGUCUGUUGGAAAUUUACUGAACUUAAAUCUAUGGCGCAACGUGUUAAAAGGCCGGAGCGUCAUCAGGAGGACAGGAGGUGUAUAUAUUCAUGCUGCCACAGUGAGCUGCACAGCAAAGCAGCAUCGAGGCAAAGACAUGGCCCCAACCAAGCAGAGACAGAACGAAGAGAAUCUCAGUGAAUGGCAGAUCUCCAACGCAGAUCCUGGACAUCCGGUGAAAUGCUGUCCGGAUACCACAGAUGCUGCUUCCCUGAGCAGCCCCGCUCUGGACGUACUUGCAGCAGAGAACUUCAUUCACCAGUCCAUGGCCAUCAUUAUGGAAGAUGCAGUGAAAAAGGCCACUGAUGUCAGAGAAAAGGUCUGUGAGUGGCGUUCCCCCGAGCAGCUGAAGGAGCUGCUGGACCUUGAGCUGAGAGACGACGGAGAGUCUGAGUCUGAGAUCCUGCAGCGCUGCAGAGAUGCAAUCAGAUACAGCGUCAAGACCACUCAUCCUCGUUUCUUCAACCAGCUGUAUGCAGGCAUGGAGCCCUAUUCCAUGGUGGCAAGCUUCAUCGUGGAGGCCCUCAAACCCAGUCUUUACACAUACGAGGUGGCUCCAGUCUUUACACUGAUGGAGGAUGCUGUGCUGAGGAAGAUGAUGGAGAUUAUCGGCUGGGAGGAAGGAGGAGAUGGAAUCUUCAAUGCAGGUGGCUCAAUGUCCAACAUGUACGCUGUGAACUUAGCCAGGUACCAUCACUGCCCUGACAUCAAAGAGGUCGGCCUCUCUGCUGUGCCGCGACUGGUCAUGUUCACGUCACAGGAGUGUCAUUACUCCAUUUCCAAAGCAGCGGCUUUACUGGGCAUCGGCACUAAGAAUGUUUAUGUGGUUCCAUCUGAUAAGAGAGGGAAGAUGAUUGCCUCGGCUCUGGAGGAGCAGAUCAGGACUGCUAAAAAUGAGGGUGCAGUCCCCUUUAUGGUGAAUGCCACAGCAGGGACCACAGUGCUCGGAGCUUUUGAUCCCAUCCAAGAAAUUGCAGACAUCUGCGAGAAGUACAAUCUGUGGCUGCAUGUGGACGCCUGCUGGGGAGGAGCAGCUCUGAUGUCUAAGAAGCAUAAACACUUGUUAAAGGGCAUCCACAGAGCCAACUCUGUCGCCUGGAACCCUCACAAGAUGCUGAUGGCAUGUCUGCAGUGCUCUGCUUUCCUGGUCAGAGACAAAACGGGUCUCCUCCAGCGCUGCCACUCUGCUCGGGCCUCCUACCUCUUCCAGCAGGAUAAGUUCUACGAUGUCAGCUACGACACCGGGGACAAGUCCAUCCAGUGCAGCAGGAAGCCGGACGCCUUCAAGUUCUGGCUCAUGUGGAAGGCUUUGGGAACUGGGGAGCUGGAGCAGAGAGUUGACAGGGCCUUCGCCAUGGCCAGGUAUCUUGCGGACGAGAUCAAGAAAAGAGAAGGGUUCCGUCUGUUGAUGGAGCCUGAAUAUGCAAACAUUUGCUUCUGGUACAUUCCACCAAGUCUGAGGAGCCUUACGGAUGGCCCUGAGCUCUGGAAAAAACUCCACACUGUGGCCCCGGUGAUUAAAGAGCGCAUGAUGAAGAAUGGCAGUAUGAUGGUCUGCUACCAGCCGCACGGAGACAAGGUCAACUUUUUCAGGAUGAUCAUCAUCAGCCCACAGGCCAGCACACAGGACAUGGACUUUGUCCUGGAUGAGAUACACAAUCUGGGAAAAGACUUGUGAUGAACUGUCAGCAUCAGUGAAGGGCCUCUCUAACGCACUUUGUUCAUCUAUUUUGCACAUAGCACUGGUGCGUCAGUAGUUGAAAGUUUUAUUGCACAAACCACAAAAUUGUAGCACGAGUAACGUCUGUUACCAUCCACAAGUAGCAUAGUUCAUCACAUAAACAGUCAUGUGACUGGCAAAGGGCAUUCAUAUACAUGUUUACAGGUAUUUUUUACAAUUGAAGUGCUGUCGAGAGCUUCCAAACUAACCCUCAAAGCCAUGCUGGCCAAUCUGAAGCCUGAAAAAACAGGCAGGUAGCUAAUCCUACCACUUCUUACCACCACUAUCAUAAUCUACAUAUACACUGAUUCUUCAGUUGCUUUUUGGGAAAAUGGACCUUUGGGCUUGGCUAGAUUUCACUAAUCAUAAGCUGAUUUACAGCAUGUUCUUCCAGAAUAUUCCUCUCCUCUCACUUUUUCUCAAAUUCAAAUCAAUUGAAAUGUCUAAAUCUACUUUAAAAGAACAUGUAUUUGUUGUGAAGGAGACACAAUUUAAUGGAUCACAUCAGGGGAGACCUAUGUGUCUGUCACAGUGACAGUGGUGUUUACAACUGGCAUAACAUGCAGUGUUUUACAUAUUGCUAAUAUCUUAUAUCUUUAUAUCAGAAAGCUAAUGUUUUAGGGACAGCUUUGGGAAGUCUUUCAUGUUUACCUAUUAUGUUACAUGAAUCAUAUGUCAGAGUCACACAAUGUUACUGUGUUACCUGAUUCUCUUUGUUUAAUUGGUUUUUCUGUGAAGGGAGUCCUGUUUUUUGGUAGAUGGUGCAGUUCUGCUGUGAAUAACUUUUUAUGAGAAUCUUAAAUAAAACAA
This is a messenger RNA of Chelmon rostratus (copperband butterflyfish), 2584 nucleotides long. Its product is annotated as acidic amino acid decarboxylase GADL1-like. The coding region runs from base 152 to 1732 and encodes 526 amino acids. Gene Ontology annotation, molecular function: carboxy-lyase activity; pyridoxal phosphate binding. Gene Ontology annotation, cellular component: cytoplasm. The record is from RefSeq and is a predicted model, not a curated record. The transcript is spliced from 15 exons. NCBI's taxonomy places the organism in Eukaryota, Metazoa, Chordata, Actinopteri, Chaetodontiformes, Chaetodontidae. Gene Ontology annotation, biological process: carboxylic acid metabolic process.